GUCUCUCCGGUUGAACCGGAUCCUCUGAAGCAGCGGCUCGUCUCUCAUUAUAUUCUCCUGGAUGAAUCUCUCCAUCGUCUCUCUGUCAUGCAGCUGAACACCUCCUCCUCUUCCUCCUCUUCCUCCUCUUCUUCUCCUCUUCCCGCCACUCUGAGCUCUGUGGAGGACGGAGGCGGCUUCUCUCUGCUGAACGGAGCCGGUAACGGCUCGGUGUCCGGCGGCGGAGCGCCCUCGGCGGGCAGCGCGGCUCUCAUCUCCUCCAUCUACUCGGUGGUGUGUGUGGUCGGUUUGAGCGGGAACUCCAUGGUCAUCUACGUCAUCUUCCGGUACGCUAAGAUGAAGACGGCGACGAACCUGUACAUCCUGAACCUGGCGGUGGCGGACGAGCUGCUGAUGCUGAGCGUGCCGUUCGUCGUCACCGCCGCGCUGCUGCGCCGGUGGCCGUUUGGCGCCGCGCUGUGCCGCCUCGUGCUCAGUGUGGACGCCAUCAACAUGUUCACGAGCAUCUACUGCCUGACGGUGCUCAGUGUGGACCGGUACAUCGCUGUGGUGCACCCGCUGAGAGCGUCCCGGUACCGGCGACCCACCGUGGCCAAGCUGGUGAACGCGUGCGUGUGGAUGUUCUCUCUGCUGGUCAUCCUUCCCAUCAUCCUCUUCUCCUCCACCGCCCCAAACUCUGAUGGCUCGGUGGCCUGUAACAUGCAGAUGCCGGAGCCGGAGCACCGCUGGAUGGCGGUGUUCGCGGUCUACGCCUUCCUGAUGGGCUUCCUGUUUCCGGUGUUGGCCAUCUGCCUGUGCUACGUGCUGAUCCUGAGCCAGCUGCGGGCGGUGGCGCUGCGGGCCGGCUGGCAGCAGCGCAGGAAGUCGGAGAGGAAGAUCACGGUGAUGGUGACGGUGGUGGUGUCGGUGUUCGUGGUGUGCUGGAUGCCCUUCCACGUGGUGCAGCUGGUGGGCGUCUUCCUGCAGCGUCACGACCCCACCCUCAGCCAGCUGGCCGUCGUCCUGGGUUACGCCAACAGCUGCGCCAACCCGGUGCUCUACGGCUUCCUGUCUGACAACUUUCGCCGAUCUUUCCAGAGGAUCCUGUGUAUGCGCUGGAUGGAGGCCCCCGAGGAGCCCCUGGACUACCUGGACUACUACAGCACGGCCCUGCAGAGCCGCAGAGUCAGUCUGGACCAGAACCACCACGAGGACCAGGAGGAGGACAGGACCAGGAUGUAGUCUGAGCCCUGAUGGCACCACCAGGACUGGGUUUUUAUGGUGUUGCUCUGUGACUGCAAAUCCUGUGCAACGUCAGGUUAUAUCAGGUCCACCAGGAUCCAACAGGGUCCAUGAUGGUUCACCAGGAUCCAUCAUGGUCCAUGGUGGUCCACCAGGAUCCAACAGGGUCCAUGGUAGUCCGUGAUGGUCCACUACAGUCCACCAGGAUCCACCAGGGUUCGUGAUGGUCCAUCAAGGUCCACCAGGUUCCAUAAUGGCCCACCAGGGUCCAUGAUGGUCCACCAGGAUCCACUAGGAUCCAUGAUGGUCCACCAGGGUCCAUGAUGGUCCAAAAGGGUCCAUGAUGGUCCAACAGGGUCCAUGAUGGUCCACUACAGUCCACCAGGAUCCAACAGGGUCCAUGAUGGUUCACCAGGAUCCAUCAUGGUCCAUGAUGGUUCACAAAGGUCCAUGAUGGUUCACCAGGAUCCACCAGGUUUCAUGAUGGUCCACCAGGAUCCAUCAUGGUCCAUGGUGGUCCACCAGGAUCCAACAGGGUCCAUGGUAGUCCAUGAUGGUCCACUACAGUCCACCAGGAUCCACCAGGGUUUGUGAUGGUCCAUCAAGGUCCACCAGGUUCCAUAAUGGCCCACCAGGGUCCAUGAU
Epinephelus fuscoguttatus (brown-marbled grouper) is the source of this 1866-nucleotide messenger RNA. RefSeq names its product somatostatin receptor 1a (gene sstr1a). Gene Ontology annotation, molecular function: neuropeptide binding; somatostatin receptor activity. Gene Ontology annotation, cellular component: membrane; neuron projection. Bases 88 to 1221 code for a protein of 377 amino acids. The record is from RefSeq and is a predicted model, not a curated record. The transcript has a single exon. Gene Ontology annotation, biological process: neuropeptide signaling pathway; cellular response to estradiol stimulus. NCBI's taxonomy places the organism in Eukaryota, Metazoa, Chordata, Actinopteri, Perciformes, Serranidae.